Messenger RNA from Tilletiaria anomala UBC 951, 2655 nucleotides. RefSeq lists its product as uncharacterized. The record is from RefSeq and is a predicted model, not a curated record. NCBI's taxonomy places the organism in Eukaryota, Fungi, Basidiomycota, Exobasidiomycetes, Georgefischeriales, Tilletiariaceae. Gene Ontology annotation, biological process: endoplasmic reticulum unfolded protein response. The transcript has 2 exons. The coding region runs from base 1 to 2655 and encodes 884 amino acids.
AUGGACAGUUCGUCGCUGCCGUCGCCGUCGAUGGGCCCUACCGAGGUUGUAGGUCAUACUUCUGCGGGUUUCACUCAUGGGUCGGAAGGGCAGUUACCUUCGACGUCAACAUCUCUGUCUCCACCAAUAUCGCGUGGUGCCAGCUUCAAUACGAUCACCUCCGCUCCUGCUGAGCAUCAGUUGCAUUCAACACAUAUCCCCUUGCCGUUAACAUCGGCGCCGUCGUCCCACAGUCGCCGACGCAUACCAUUUCUACAGCAGACUUCAGUAAAAGCGUCGACCCCGCCCCUUUCCCCGAUGCCGGGACGGCAUGUGAUUGUCAAAUGCCCUUCGCCCGAUGCCGUCAACCAGCCGAUUCCAGACCAGGUGGUACCGAUAUCUCAGAUAGCCAGCACGUCAGGUGCGCCUUGCAUCGGUGAUCUGAAAGCAUACAUUGCAGCUCAGUGGCCUGGCAGGCCGCUCACAUCUGGUAUGCGCUUCAUACGUCAUGGAAAAGUCUGUGCUGAAGAGGAGCUUUUGUUUCCUCCGGGGCCCUCAUCAUUGCAGGAUGAACAGCAGCGACAAGAUGGCGUGCCAUUGCAUCUUGUUAUUCGCGCGGAUGCUUGGACUGAAAGGGCAUCCUUCUCGCCGUUCUCGCUGCAGCAAAGCGACAGCAGGGGUGGAAGCGGUAGCGCCGGGCGUCCAGCAUUUUCACGGCAUGCUAGCAGCCAGCUACGAUUCGCUUCCCCUGAACAGCUAAGACUGCGCUCCUCUUUCCCUUCAAGGACCAACACCCCUGCCAUCUCGAGAUCUUCAAGUGUGCAAGGGCUACGAUCGUCAUUAUAUCACCCCAGGAUGCACGAUCACAUGGCUUCGGGCCUGCCGCCUUUUAGUCUAGCCACCUCUCCCUCUGCCGUAUCGCCGCAGCACAUCGAAGACCGCCUCCGCGACUGGCUCUCGUGCGAGGCAAUCGCUGUUGACCACCUGGCCACGAGGCCGUCAGCUGCAGGCCCAGUUCAAGGGAUCUUGGGCGAAAACGACGAGCAAGUGAACCUGAUCCGUGAUCUCGCGAUCUCCAGCUAUUACCUUUGGCUGGAACACUACCAAGCCGUGUGGAACGAGAUCUUCGGACAGACGGAGGAGGCCAUCGCCAAUAUAUACAGUGGCGACAACCAGUGCAAGCUCCGCCUUUCAUUUACGAGAGAUGUUGCUGCAGCCUGCGACUAUUUUGAGACGCAUGUGCUCAGUCUUGGGAGCGCGCCACGAAGACCUUCGUUUGCGACAAAGCAGACGGAAAACUUGCUAGAGCACAGAGAACUUGUUGUUGAUGUUAGUGGCACACCGCAUGCGCUGAGAUACCCAGCGACAGAGUACUUCGAUGCGAGAAUCGCCUUUCUCUCGGAUGUGCUCGCCACUCGAAUCGAGCCACUCUCCACACUCUUGCGCCAGCUCGAAAGCUUUUCGGACGAUCGCCGCCAAGCAGAUUUACUUCGCGCUCUCUUGAACCACGCCCUGGCUGCUGGCGCGGCCGCGCAGCAUCAACCAACAUUAGGUACUGCCGCAGCCAAUGCCGCGGAGCAAGUGGCCGGCGCCGUAAUGGAAGAAGCGCGGGGCGCUCAGCGUACCUUGCAGCAAACCGCCGCUGUCUACCUCCUCGCUCUCGGUUCAGUUUUCUUCGCUAUAUUGCCCGCAGUCCUCUUCCUCGCUUUCCAGACUUCCAUCAUUUACAUCAUGUUCAUCAAGGAUGGAAAUUGGCAGGGUUGGCAGAAGAAGAUCGUCACUGCCCUGCUUGUUGUAGGUUUUGUGUGCAGGUCCUUUCUGCUUUACAAAAAUGAGAGAGCCAGGAUACAAAGGGGGCAGAAUGGCCACAGGGCGCCACAGCUGAAUGCUGGACACGCUGAUGGCGGCCGAGACGCGGGGCAGCGAGCGGACGCGCGAGGCGAAGCGGGUGCUGCAGAUGGUGCCGCUCCGGCAGUUCGGCCCGCCAGUGAUAGAGAAGCGGGCGCAGCACAAGCGCAGCGCGAUUCAGCAGCAUCAGAAGCUGAGCUGGAAGAGCGGGACGCGAACCCACUCCUGCCACCAACUAUACCGACUCGCUAUACGGCACACAACCUGCUUGAUUGGAACUGGUGGAUUGAGCGUCUCGCAUUCUGGGGACUGAACGAGGAGGAUGCCGAGCUCGGCUUGCGAUCCGCGCAACGUAACGACGCUCGCCUGCGCCCUGCCUCGCCAUCUGUGCAUCGACCACGAUUCAGACUCGCACGUAUCGCUAAGAUUCUCAAGACCUUUUUGAUUCUGCUGCUUGUCACGAUGAUACCGGAUGUGGAGCAGCGCAGGCGUGUCGCGAUUAUCGACCGAGAGGACCUCAUCAGACGUACAGCAAGCGAAGAACGCGAACGGAGGGAGCGCAAUGCUGCACGCGAGGAGAGGCGGCGAAAGGAAGCCUCAGAAGCGAAGCUUGACGCCAGCGGCCCAUCCGCAACAGACAUUCCCUCUCCGACAGCAUGUACAGCACAUCAGAUCCCCGCCAACCCCGAGGAUGCACCUACUGUGCUCCGCUCGCCCUACACGCAAAGAUUGCUGCGUGUAAGGCCGCGUGCACCCGUCCAGCGAAACGUCGCUGCCAACGCCGAUGACGAUGAUGCGUGGGCGGAAGACGACUUCGGCUUCUUCUAG